GAUUGGUUCGCUGGGGAUAGCGUGCGGAGAGAGAGCUGUGAUUCUUCUCUACCCAGAUUCCGAGCUCAGGUUGUCAGAUCUGAUUGUGUAUUGACGUUUGGAUGAUACAUUGAAAGUUGUUGUGAAUUCUAUCGAAAAGCGAUUUGAAAAACUUUAGAUCUCGUGGUGGGACGAUGAUGGUGGUGAUGAUGAUGAUGUUGUUGAAGUGGGGGGAGGGGGUUUGAGAGUGUGGAUUCUCUCAGAUCAGAUCUAUGCUGCCAGAUCUGUAUUUGGGGUUUGUAGAUAAGUUGUACGAGCAAAGUGGGUAUUGGAGAGAGAUUUUGUGUGUGUGUGAUUGGUAUGGGAGUGAAAGGAGGUGGUAAUGUUGGUGUGUGUGUGUGGUUGAAUGUUGGCAGGUGUUGUGGUGGUUUGUUGUUGAGUUGGUGGUGGGAAUGAGUUCAAUGAGCAGGAGCAGGAGUCCAAGCCGUGACAGGAGCCGUAGUCGGAGCCCCAGAGACAGGAGAAUGAGACCUGAACGUUCUUCUUACCGUGAUGCUCCUUAUCGUAGGGGUGAACGUGAGCCACGCCGUGCUUUCAGCCAAACGAAUCUCUGCAAUAACUGCAAGCGACCUGGUCACUUUGCAAGAGACUGUCCUAAUGUCUCCGUCUGUAACAACUGUGGUCUUCCAGGGCAUAUUGCAGCGGAAUGCACUGCAGAGUCACGGUGCUGGAACUGCAGAGAACCUGGCCACGUAGCAGGCAACUGUUCAAACGAAGGAAUAUGCCACUCCUGUGGCAAAACUGGACACCGAGCGAGAGACUGCACGAACCCGGUUUCUCGUGCAGGAGACUUGAGGCUCUGUAACAACUGCUUCAAACCGGGGCAUCUGGCAGCCGACUGCACAAACGACAAGGCGUGCAAGAACUGCAGGACUUCAGGUCACAUAGCUCGUGACUGCCAGAACGAUCCGGUCUGCAACAUCUGCAGCAUCUCGGGACAUGUUGCCAGAAACUGCCCAAAAGGGGACAGCAGUUACUCUGACCGAGACAGAGGAAGCAGGGUUCGAGGCGGUGGGAUGCAAAGAGACGGUUUUGGCAGGAUGGGCAGAGACGGCGGCAUGCAAAGGGAUGGUUUGAGCCGAGGGGGCAGAGACGGCGGCGGCGUUGGCGCUAUGAUAAUAUGUCACAACUGUGGUGGCAGAGGACAUAUGGCUUAUGAGUGCCCAUCUGCUCGAAUUGCUGACCGUGGUUCCCGCCGUUACUGAAGUACAUCAUUGUUCUUAGCUUUAUGUCUGGUGAUUCUAUAGCUUUGCUCUCUCGUUUUAGUUGCUACUUUUGUUGUUGUUUUUGGCUGUUGGAGUGAGUUGGGUGUGUUUCUUUUUGUGUGAAAUUUGAGACAUUGGUUGUGUUGUAUGACAUUGUUUAGAUUCUUAGUUCUGAGUUUCAAGAAUCCAGUUUUAUUUAAAUAUA
Messenger RNA from Brassica oleracea var. oleracea, 1449 nucleotides. RefSeq names its product zinc finger protein GIS2. The record is from RefSeq and is a predicted model, not a curated record. The transcript has 4 exons. NCBI's taxonomy places the organism in Eukaryota, Viridiplantae, Streptophyta, Magnoliopsida, Brassicales, Brassicaceae. Gene Ontology annotation, molecular function: zinc ion binding; nucleic acid binding. Bases 432 to 1244 code for a protein of 270 amino acids.